AUGGAGUUUAAAAGUCAAGAGGCCAAGAUGUCAGUAAUAAAUUUUGAUCAAAUUGUUCAAGGUACAGGAGUGAAAAAAGUCAAGAGACACAGUGCUUUAUUGCCAAACAGUACUUGUGUUCAACACAAGUUAUUUGAAAAAAUAUACAAACCUCUUCAAGCUCAGCGACAAGCACGAAAACAUAAAUUCAAAGUUGGAGACAAAGUUCGAAUCAGCAAGUACAAACAUGUGUUUGAAAAAGGCUACGCACCCAACUGGAGCACUGAAAUUUUUACAAUCGAGACAGUGCAGAAUACAAAUUCAACAACGUACAAACUUGUAGACUAUCAGGAUAAGCCAAUUGAAGGUGGAUUUUAUGUUGAAGAACUUAACAAAGUCAAGCAUCCAGAUGUCUAUCUAAUAGAAAAAAUUAUAAAAAAACGUGAAAAUAAAUUAUACGUAAAGUGGCUCGGCUUCGACAGCUCUCACAACACCUGGAUUGAAAAAUCAGACCUGUAA
Molecule: messenger RNA, 498 nt
Organism: Microplitis demolitor
Lineage: Eukaryota; Metazoa; Arthropoda; Insecta; Hymenoptera; Braconidae
Exons: 2
Coding region: 1-498 (165 amino acids)
Source: RefSeq, a predicted model, not a curated record